UUCAUGCAGCGGACCAAGAUGGCAACGCAGAGGACGGUAACAACCUGCCUCCGUCUUCUCAGGAGUUCUGCUCGUGUCCUGUUCAGCGGCAGAAAACCUGCAGUCCAUAAACCGGGGAAAUGGUCGAAUAUCCUGUGCACAGGUGUUGCAUCUUUAACCGUCGGCGGUGGGCUGUGUGCGAUACCUUUCAAACAGGCUGAAAACCUCUCUCACGACUCUCUGAUCAGACGAGCAGCCUCUGUGGUAACAGACAGUUCAAGCACUUUUCUCUCUCAGGCCACCUUGGCUCUCAUAGAUGCCAUCACAGAGUACUCAAAAGCUGUGCACACACUCAUUGCUCUCCAAAGACGCUAUUUGGACUCACUGGGAAAACUUACUCCAGCAGAAGAGGAUACAAUCUGGCAGGUGAUCAUUAGCCAGCGUGCAGAGGUUAAUGACAGACAAGAUGAAUGCAAGCGCUUUGAGUCAACUUGGGUCAGCGCAGUCAAGCUGUGUGAAACGGCAGCGGAGGUGGCAUACACCUCAGGAGCUGAACAUGCGUCCAUCACAGUGAGGACAAACAUUCAGGUGGCCCAGUCGCAGGUGGAGGAGGCACAGAAACUUUCAGUGGAUGCCAAUGAGAAGAUGGUCAAGGCCAAAGUGAUGGAGGUUGAAAGGAUGACACAAUAUGCUGCAUCCUUACAGAAUAGUAGCGAUGAGGAAGAAGUGCCUGAGGCAUAUUUGAGAGAGGACUGAAACAAAUAACCAGAGCAAUCCAAAAACAAAGGAAAGCAUAAAAAAUGUUUAUUUGCUUUCAAAGUAAAUAACUUUUUUUUAUCAUCACUACAAUGUUUUCUUUCAUUUGGACUCUGCAAUAUGUUUGGCUCUGUAAUUGGUUAUGUCUCAUUCAUAAUACACUGCGUUCAAAUUCAUGUACUUACAUCUGCACAUAAAGAGCAGUGCUGAAAGAGUGAAUCACACAAAACGACUCAGCACCAUGUUUUUAAAUGUUUGGUCAUUUAAGGGUAUUAUUUGAAUAGGAUUGUGUUUUCUCUGCACUGUUUAUUGUCUUGUGACUUGACCAGCAUCAUAUUGUGUUAUAUUUUCUCAAAAUUAACUGCAAUAAAGACAAAAAACAGUA
Messenger RNA from Chelmon rostratus (copperband butterflyfish), 1120 nucleotides. RefSeq names its product diablo homolog, mitochondrial-like. The record is from RefSeq and is a predicted model, not a curated record. Gene Ontology annotation, cellular component: mitochondrion. The coding region runs from base 4 to 735 and encodes 243 amino acids. The transcript has 6 exons. Lineage: Eukaryota; Metazoa; Chordata; Actinopteri; Chaetodontiformes; Chaetodontidae. Gene Ontology annotation, biological process: intrinsic apoptotic signaling pathway in response to oxidative stress; neuron apoptotic process.